Lepisosteus oculatus (spotted gar) is the source of this 7422-nucleotide messenger RNA. It is a transcript of the gene bmp1a, whose product is annotated as bone morphogenetic protein 1a. NCBI's taxonomy places the organism in Eukaryota, Metazoa, Chordata, Actinopteri, Semionotiformes, Lepisosteidae. Gene Ontology annotation, biological process: proteolysis. Gene Ontology annotation, molecular function: metalloendopeptidase activity; zinc ion binding; calcium ion binding. The record is from RefSeq and is a predicted model, not a curated record.
CCUUCGCUUUGCAGAGAAGCAGAACACUCGGACGUGGUUUGGUUACAGGGAAGUAGAUACCGUAGAUAUUAGACCGAGAUAAACCGAAAAGCCAAUUGACAUAUUCCGUCCAGAGAAAAACGUACACGCCGGCUCCCGCCGAGAGCAGGUUCAAUUACCAGCCGCUAAAGCGGUUUUUCACAUACUUACCUGAGGCUCCGCAAACAGCAAAGUACGGGCAAUGUAUCAGCGAUGAGAGGUGUUUACAAAAAAAACAGACUAGCGACGUGAUUUGCUUGUAAUUAACAUUUUAGUCCUGUGCACAUCACAAGCAAAAGGGAAAGAAAAUAUUUCUUUGAGAUCUUAAAGAAACAACCAUUUAGCUCAGUACAAAAUUACAGUCGGACCAUAGCAAUCUAUCCCCUUUCAUCUAAUUCACCUCGCAAAUUAAAGAAAAUUGUUAAUGUAUACGUUGAUCUUCUGCUGCUGCUGCUACUACUACUACUAAGGAGCAUUUUUAGGACUCGGCGUGCUCUCGUCUAGUUUACGUGUUGUGCACAACAUUCGGGAACACAGAAACUCAAUCGACGAGGAUAUAAAUGUGAGUUUGCCAUUACUGACCUAAGACAAGGAAUUUAAAAAGUGCUGCGGUGGCAGAAAUUCCUCGCCAGCCCACUCCAGACUCCCCACCCCCUUUCAGAUCAGCAGUAUCCACAUUGCACAGCUGUUUGUACUAAAGACUAAUUGACACCACCAAAGUGCUUUGUGUUGCCUGAAGACGGCAAAAAGAUAGUUUUGUCCGAAUUAUUCUGGGGGGGAACUACUGCAUUCCGAUAAUGUCGUGCGUGAUAAAUCUAUCAUAUUAAAAACUCCAAAUACACAGCAGCCUAAAAACACUUUGAAAUAACGAGGUCAAUUCCAAGCAUUUUGCGCAUUUAUUUUUAUGGAUGGUUAGGUCGCGUCUUCAGAAAACGCUGGCUGUAGACGAAUGAAUUCAGAUUGCCAUAUUUUCUUUCUCUCUGGGGAGUCCACUGUCAUUUUCCACACAUCGUUCAAUCGGGGGCGGUCAAAAAAUAAUGAGUAUUGUGCGCAAACCAUGAUCUUCUUUUGCAAACUUUGCAGGCUGCCGUGCUGGCCCGGAGCCCGGGUAUGCGAGCGAAUCACUGCCCCAGAAUCGAGGCAUUCUGAAGGGGCAGAGCUCACGUUUUAAAACCCGCCCUCCGGAGAGAUCUCAUUUCCCCCAAAACCUCCCAUUUUUUCUUUCUCUCUCAUUCCUCUCUUCUUUUCCUCUACGUUUCUUCUCUUUCCUAAGUGUUCCCCCUCCUUACUUCUUAACCAUGGGUCUCAUGGCGAGAUGGUUGUUUCUGCUCUCCGUCUUCCCCGUGUUAUUGGCGAACGAUGCGGACACGGAGGAGCCGAGCUACGAUGUGGAACUCACUGACACUUCAGAUGUGAUCGAUUACAAGGAUCCCUGCAAAGCUGCUGCCUUUCUGGGAGACAUAGCCCUUGAUGAGGAAGACCUCCGCAUGUUCAAGGUGGACCGGAUUGUGGAUAUGACUCGCCACACCAUCACAAAAGUAAAUGACACCACAGGGGCUCCAGCGGACGAAACCAAGGGGGACACCAGGCGGCUGAGGAGGCGGGCGAGGAGGCGGGGCAGGAGGGCGGCGACCUCGAGGCCGGAGAGGGUGUGGCCAGAGGGGGUCAUUCCCUAUGUCAUCAGUGGCAAUUUCAGUGGCAGCCAGCGAGCAAUAUUCCGACAGGCGAUGCGCCACUGGGAGAAACACACAUGCGUGACAUUUAUCGAGAGAACGCUGGAGGAGAGCUACAUAGUCUUCACCUACCGCCCGUGUGGAUGCUGCUCCUAUGUGGGCAGGAGAGGGGGUGGCCCCCAAGCCAUCUCCAUCGGGAAGAACUGCGACAAGUUUGGCAUCGUGGUGCACGAGCUGGGCCACGUCAUCGGGUUCUGGCACGAGCACACCCGGCCCGAUCGAGACGAGCACGUCAGCAUCAUUCGGGAGAACAUCCAGCCAGGCCAGGAGUAUAACUUCUUGAAGAUGGAGCCGGAGGAAGUGGAUUCCUUAGGAGAAACCUAUGAUUUUGACAGCAUUAUGCACUAUGCCAGGAACACAUUCUCCCGAGGGAUCUUCUUAGACACCAUACUGCCUCGAUACGAUGUGAAUGGAGUGCGGCCUCCCAUUGGUCAGAGGACAAGGCUCAGUAAAGGCGACAUUGCACAGGCACGGAAGCUGUACAAGUGUUCAGCUUGUGGGGACAGCCUGCAGGACAGCAGUGGGAAUUUCUCCUCGCCUGGGUUUCCCAAUGGAUAUGGAGCCUACAUGCACUGCAUCUGGAGGAUAUCCGUCACGCCUGGAGAGAAGAUCAUUCUGAACUUCACCUCUAUGGAUCUGUACCGCAGUCACCUUUGCUGGUAUGACCAUGUGGAGAUUAGAGAUGGUUACUGGCGGAAAGCUCCUUUGAAAGGCCGGUUUUGCGGUGAUAAACUCCCCGAACCCAUCAUCUCCACCGACAGCAGACUCUGGAUUGAGUUCCGCAGCAGUAGCAACUGGGUUGGAAAGGGUUUCUCCGCAGUGUACGAAGCGAUUUGCGGCGGUGAAGUGAAGAGAGACAACGGGCAAAUCCAGUCGCCCAACUACCCCGACGACUACCGGCCCAACAAGGUGUGCGUGUGGAAGAUCACCGUGGCCCAGGGCUUCCAUGUGGGCCUCACCUUCCAGUCGUUCGAGAUCGAGAGGCACGACAGCUGUGCCUACGACUACCUGGAGGUUCGCGAUGGGAACACGGAGAACAGCCCCUUGCUGGGGCGAUUCUGUGGCUACGACAAGCCCGACGACAUCAAGACCAGCUCCAACCAGCUGUGGAUGAAGUUCGUCUCGGACGGCUCUGUCAACAAGGCUGGCUUUGCUGCCAACUUCUUCAAAGAGAUGGACGAGUGCUCGAAGCCCGAUAACGGACGCUGCGAGCAGCGCUGCGUCAACACGCUGGGCAGCUACAAGUGUGCCUGCGAUCCUGGAUACGAGCUGGCCUCUGACAAACGAAGUUGUGAGGCUGCCUGUGGAGGCUUCAUCACCAAACUCAACGGCUCCAUCACCAGCCCAGGCUGGCCCAGGGAAUAUCCUCCCAACAAGAACUGCAUCUGGCAGCUGGUGGCGCCCACACAGUACCGCAUCACCCUGCAGUUUGACGCCUUCGAGACCGAGGGCAACGAUGUGUGUAAGUACGACUACGUCGAGGUGCGCAGUGGACUGUCGGCCGACUCCAAGCUCCAUGGAAAAUUCUGUGGCGCAGAGAAGCCCGAGCCCAUUACUUCUCAGUACAACAACAUGCGCAUUGAGUUCAAGUCGGACAACACUGUCUCCAAAAAGGGCUUCAAGGCACAUUUCUUCUCUGACAAGGACGAGUGCUCCAAGGAGAACGGUGGCUGCCAGCACGAGUGCGUCAACACGUUCGGGAGCUACACCUGCCAGUGCCGCAGCGGGUUCGUGCUCCACGACAACAAGCACGACUGCAAGGAAGCUGGCUGCGACCACAAGGUGACCAGUGUAUCCGGUACCAUAACAAGCCCCAACUGGCCCGACAAGUACCCCAGCAAGAAGGCAUGCACCUGGGCCAUCGCCAUCACUCCAGGGCAUCGCAUCAAAAUCGCUUUCAAUGAGAUUGACAUGGAAGCUCACAUGGAAUGUGCUUAUGACCAUGUGGAAGUCUUCGAUGGGCGAGAUGCCAAGGCGCCCAGCCUCGGACGAUUCUGUGGCACCAAGAAACCCCCUCCAGUCAUCUCCAGCGGAAACAAGAUAUUCAUCAAGUUCUUCUCAGACAACUCGGUGCAGAAGAAGGGAUUUGAGGCUUCCCACACCCCAGAGUGCGGAGGACGUCUGAAGGCAGAAGUCAAGACAAAAGACCUGUAUUCCCACGCCCAGUUCGGGGACAAUAACUACCCUGGAGGCUCUGACUGCCAGUGGGUCAUCUCAGCAGAGAAGGGCUACGGAGUGGAGCUUAUCUUCCAGACCUUCGAGAUUGAAGAGGAGGCCGAUUGUGGAUAUGACUACAUGGAGCUCUUCAAUGGCAACGACAGCAAGGCACCCAGACUGGGGCGUUACUGCGGCUCUGGGCCCCCAGAAGAGAUCUACUCCUCUGGCGACUCGGUCGUCAUCAAGUUCCACUCGGACGACACCAUCAAUAAGAAGGGCUUUCACGUUCGCUACACCAGCACCAAAUUUCAGGACACACUGCACUCUCGGAAGUGACCCCUGAGGGGCCGGGCGGGGCAGAGGGGGAGGCGGAGGGGGUUCGCGGAGAAGCGCCGGCAGGCCAGCCUCCGAAGACCCCUUAGUCGCAAAGCUUAAGACCACGAACAACGACAGCAAACACAACCUAACCUCGGCACACAGAGGCACAGGGGCUCGGCCCCUGACUGUGAGGAUUAAAGCCAUCCGUUAGCAGACCUUGUUUUUACCUUUUUGAAUUUGUUUGAUUUUUUUUAAAUAACGGUUAUGGUGGGGGGAGGGGGGAGAGGGGUAUGUGUUUAAUGGCUAAGAGGACUUCUGGGGAAAUUUCUGACCUUGGAUUUUUUUUUUUAAACCAUGAAGACUUCUCAGGAUCUGUGAAAGAGCAGGGAUCGGAUGAUCGGAUACCUGCCUUUGUCGGACUACCACAUCGCAGGGACGAAGCGGCAGAGAAUCUGCACCCAAUCCUGUUUCUCUGGGAUAGUCCUUGCUUGUCACUCUCUCUUCCUCGUCGUUAAACGGACAAAUAAGUUGAUUGGAUUUGUGCUUUUGACAUACGUUUGUCAGACAGUUCCAUGUGAUCACAGGAACAAGCACGGAACCGUACAGCUGCAGUAUUAGCAUUUGUAAUUAGCAUCGUCCUGGCUUCCAGUCCUGGGUUAUUAUUCAUAAUAAAACAUUUUUAUUACCCUUAAAGAGGCAAAUAAAUAAAAAGAGCAGUUGUCUUAUUAAAGGACUAAUAAGAAAAUGUGGCCCAAGUUUGCUGGUCAUUAAUUGCUUACCUCCCGAAGAGUUUUUAAGUCCGUGUCGACGUUAAGAUCAAAUAUGUUUCAGCAGUUUUAAUUUCAUUACCAGGGGUCUGCUUUGCAAAUCCUCCCUGCCUACAACUGGUCAGGCAUCAGUGGUGAAUGUAAGAUCUUAUCCAGUUUGAAUCAUACUUGAACCAAGACUUCGUCUGUUAUAUAUUGUUUCAUCUUUUUGUUUUUUGUGUGUCUACCUUAUUCUACUGCCUGUAACUGAAUAGUUCUCUCCAGCUAGAACUCUUUUUCUCUGAAAUACUUUACAGGAGUAAAAUCCUUUCCUGGUGGGAUAUGGGCAGUAUGACAUUUUUAUUUAAAUAGGAAUGCUUUGCAUCUUUUUACAUAAUUAAAUGUGAAUCCUAAUUUAAGUCUAGGUCUUAAACCCAGAACUGCAUGCCAGGCCUCUGCUAAUUCUCUUUCCAGGUUGAACAACAAGAUUGCCUUGUGAUAAUCUGCCACCUGGGUUAACAACUGGAUUGAAGGCUUUAACCAGAUAAGCAGUGUCCUGCGUCCCGGUGAUUGUAGGUUCUAAUUCAGUUUGUUUUGCUCACAGGCUGUAGUCAUCCACAGGGGCCAAUAGGACUGUGUGUGUUCUCUGGCAGUCUGGGAAUAUGCCAUGAAACAGUGAAUCCCGAGGCUGGUAUCAGUGGGACCCAGUACAGUUUACACAUUUUCCUAUCCUGUUUCCCAUUUUGGGUUAAAGUUAUGGAUACAAAUUAUAUACUCAAAAGCACAUGCAAGGACAUGUGCAAACCUUUGGCUUUGUUAGAUCAAUGCAAGGAAAUGGCAAUAUGUUGGUAUUAAUUAUAUUUUACAGAAAUGGAAAAGAUUCAUGAUCCAAAACACUAUGAUUCUUUUCAGUUGAACUGCUCAGACAAGUGUGUUAACAGUAUUAAAUAUGUCUGCCUACCUGCUUCAGUGAUACAACUUGGACAGGAUCCUGCAGUUCAUGAAACUCCCGAAUGAAAUAUAUGAUUUUUUUGCCCUGCAACAGGAGUCUUAUCUCUUUCCCUGCUUUUGUCAUUUCUCCUUGCGCGAUGAAAGCAGAAAUUUUGAAACCGAAGCCAGUCUUCCCAUUAUAUUAUAACGUGACAUUAAAAAAAUCAUUUCAAUAUCUCACAAAAGGUACACCCUUUAGAAAUGCAAAUAAAAAAGUAGUAUCCUAUCGAUGGUGAAAAUACAUCUCUAUCCUAAAUACCUGCAAUACUUUUACUACCUGUGAUACUUUUUCUAUAAGGUGGAUCAUUCUGGCGAUUGGCUUUUUAUAUCAGCAAGGUCUAUGAAUUAGUCCUGUGCAUCUGCAUUCAUCAUCAAACACUUUUGCCCUCUGUGCUGCAGAACUUAUUUAAUAUUUUCUUCCUUCCAGGGUGACCUAGUCUGUUGCUACAAGUCUCCCCAUUGACAUGACUUUCAUUGAGUAAAGUCUUCAGCUCGGCCACUUAAACUGUUACUUUCCUUAUAUUUCAAAGCUUCUUUGAGUGAGCUUGCUUUGUUUUACAGAACACUUUAUCAGUCUUUGUGUUGCGUUAUGGAGACAAUAGGAGAGUUUGGUAGGAGAGGGCACAUUCGGUUUUACUUCUAAUCUAAGAGCACAGGUGUUGAGAUGAGAGGUUGCUUUCACAAAGCAACAAAAUGAAAGUUACAUCACAGUUUUGGAUGAAGGGCGCAAACACUUUUCAGACAUUCCAGGGAAUCCUUGAGAUACACAACAGUUAUCCCUUGUUUUGUUGUCAAUUCCUCUGCUUAUUUGGUCGCCUUUAAGAAUAAUUGACAAAGAGAUUCAGAUUAGUAACGCACAAAGAGAAACAAUAUCUUCCACACUCACUAAGUAUAUUACAUAUCCUGAACAUGCAAAUAUUCCAACAUCUUAUCCCAAAUUUUGGAAUGCUAGUCUUCAGAUUUUAGCUUGGACCAUUAGCGUUUUUGUUUUGCUGAGCCAAUCUGGCCAGUUUCCACCUGAAGGGAACAAGACUGGUAUAAACAUCAGGUUCCUUCAUCCAGGAAAACAGUGGUAAGAUAUUUAAACUGCUAUCCAUGUCUGAAAUCCUGCUACAUCCCUUUCUCUCAAGCAAUAGCAAAUUACAACUGUUUGUUUUUUUUACCUCCACAGCCUCUAAGCAGUCAUUUUCAGUCUAAUGUCCACAACAAAACAGGGAACAAAGUAAAAGCACAUGUAACAGUCCAGGGACAAGCUGAUGACAUGACCUGCCCACACAUUAUAAGGCAUGCCUUGUCAUGUCGAUCUAGAUAAGACUAUUUGCCAUUCUAAACCACAGUGUGACUGGGGCAUUUCAGUAAACCACAGAUAUAUUACCAAGGCCUUCACCCCUUUACCUACUAGUAGCAUUUUCCUUGUGGUGAAUUGUAUUUUGUUAUUCAAUAAAUGAUGCUGACUUGUC